Dentiscutata erythropus is the source of this 144-nucleotide messenger RNA. Lineage: Eukaryota; Fungi; Glomeromycota; Glomeromycetes; Diversisporales; Gigasporaceae. The record is from the annotation of a GenBank genome assembly.
AUGAAUUUUGUUCGACAAUCACGUGCAUUUACUAGACUAUAUUUGACUGUUAGUAACAGACAAUUUCAUGGUUCUCGAAGUGUAAAAAAUGUAUCACCCACUAUUGAAAGUACGCCUAUGCGUAUAUUAUUACUUGGAAGCCCU